CUACUGCGCACUUCCGGUUCGAAACAAGACGAAAGCUCACUGAUUGAACUGAAGAACGAAAGCAGCGGUUUUGGUUUUGUGGCGCCCCUAACAUUUAAAAGACUCAAUUUCACCGAUUAGACAGAAUUUUACCAAUUUUUAACAUUUGGACGCAAAUAAUCGAACAUGUCAAAGGGAACCAGCAUCAAAGAAGCUUUAUCAAAAUGGGAAGAAAAAAAUUCUGAAAAAGCGGCUGAAGCCAAAGAAGUGAAGUUAUAUCAGAUGUUACCUCCAAUAGAAAAGAUGGAUGCUUCAUUAUCUACUUUAACAGUUUGCGAAAAACUUUCACUCUCAACAAACUGUAUCGAAAAGAUUGCCAACCUGAAUGGACUAAAAAACCUCAAAAUUUUAUCACUUGGAAGAAACAACAUUAAGAACUUAAAUGGUUUGGAAGCAGUAGGUGAUUCACUAGAAGAAUUAUGGAUCUCCUACAAUUCUAUUGAGAAGUUAAAAGGAAUUCAUGUUUUAAAGAAACUCAAGGUACUUCUUAUGAGCAACAACCAAGUAAAAGAUUGGGGCGAAUUCAACAAACUACAGGAGCUACCAGUGCUCAUGGAACUUGUAUUUGUUGGCAAUCCUUUAGAAGAAAAACAUUCGGCAGAGGGAGACUGGCAAGACAGAGUAACAAAGUCACUCAAAGCCUUAAAAAAACUAGAUGGGACCCCAAUUAUCAAGAACGAUGAAGAAGAGGAAGAUUAAGUCAAUAUAUAAGAAAUAUUUGACGAAAUAAUUUCAAGGUUUAUUUAUUAAACCGCAUUUUCUGUUGGUUAUUUUUAAUCUGAUGAGUGUUUUUGUUGAUUUUAAUGUUUUGUUUUCUGAACCACUGUAUUGGAUUAUCCAUUAUUCUGUAACUUUUGUUAUUACUUUUUAAUAAAUGCA
Ciona intestinalis (vase tunicate) is the source of this 918-nucleotide messenger RNA. The record is from RefSeq and is a predicted model, not a curated record. NCBI's taxonomy places the organism in Eukaryota, Metazoa, Chordata, Ascidiacea, Phlebobranchia, Cionidae.